This is a messenger RNA of Cornus florida, 5946 nucleotides long. Its product is annotated as putative receptor-like protein kinase At3g47110. The coding region runs from base 1 to 5946 and encodes 1981 amino acids. The transcript has 6 exons. Gene Ontology annotation, biological process: protein phosphorylation. NCBI's taxonomy places the organism in Eukaryota, Viridiplantae, Streptophyta, Magnoliopsida, Cornales, Cornaceae. Gene Ontology annotation, molecular function: protein kinase activity; protein binding; ATP binding. The record is from RefSeq and is a predicted model, not a curated record.
AUGGAAAAGCUGGAGAUGAAAACCUUUGUUUCAAUAAUGGAGAUGUCAACCAUAUUCCUCAGCACUAGUCUCCAUCAUUCUGCUGUUUGGGUAUGGCAGAGUGAUCAAUCUCGAGAACAACAACUUCCAUGGCACUAUCCCCCAAGAAAUUGGCUGAUUGUUUCGCCUACAACAUCUUUGGCUUUCCAACAACUCAUUUCAAGCGAGUUAGGUUCAUUGUCGAAUCUCUUUGAACUGCGUAUUUCGAAAAACAAUUUCACUGGCACAAUCCCACCUUCCAUUGGGAAUCUCACUGCUCUUCACUCACUUGCUCUAAACAUUAACAACCUAGAGGGAAACAUUCCAUUUGAACUUGGACAACUUUACAACUUAGAGGUUCUUAACCUGAAUACUAACAAUUUGUCCGGUAUGUUUCCUACCACAUUUUACAAUAUCUCAUCCAUCAGUUACAUUGCUCUGUCUUUAAACCAAUUACAUGGAACCCUCCCACCAGAUUUGGGAUUGACACUCCCAAAUUUGCAAACAUUUCUAAUCGGAGCCAACCAAUUCUAUGGGCCAAUUCCACCAUCAAUAGCCAACGCUUCUGGACUCAUACAAUUUGAGAUUGCCAGGAAUGCCUUCAUUGGUCCUGUGCCAUUGAAUUUGGGAAGCCUUCAUGAUCUAGAAUGGCUAAACUUUAAUGGUAACCCACUCGGAACUAGGAAAGCCAAUGAGUUGAGCUUCUUGAACUCUAUAACCAACUGUACAAAUCUAAGAACACUAUAUUUGGAUGGUAAUGGUUUCGGGGGUGUUUUGCCAGAUUCAGUAGCAAAUCUAUCCACUAGACUCAUCACACUGACGAUGGAUUUGAACUACAUAUCUGGAAACAUACCAGAAGGAAUUGGGAACCUUGUCAACUUACAGACUCUUGCACUUUAUGACAACAUGCUCACAGGAAGCAUUCCUGAAUCCAUUGGAAAACUUUUUGAGCUGAACAGAAUAUACAUUUCCACAAAUAACAUCUCAGGAAAAAUUCCGUCUUCAAUUGGCAACAUUUCACAAUUAAGUAUUCUAGACAUGGCACGAAAUAUGAUAGAGGGGAGCAUACCUGUUUCUUUGGGUAAUUGCACAAAACUGCAAGGAUUGGAUCUCGGAUACAAUCACCUCAUGGGGACAAUACCUGGAAAACUUCUUGGCCUUUCUUCCCUUUCAGUUGUUCUCUUCUUAGAUCAUAAUCAUUUAACUGGACCACUACCGGCACAAGUGGGGAGCUUGAAAAAUUUAGGACAACUGCAGAUUGGAGGAAAUGAACUCUCGGGAGAAAUCCCAACCACACUUGGUGAUUGUCAAGUGUUGGAAUUCCUACGUAUGGAGGGUAACUCUUUCGAAGGUAAUAUUCCAUCAUCUUUCCAGAAAUUAAAAGGUAUUCGAAUCCUAGAUCUUUCUCGCAAUAAUUUGUCUGGGCAGAUUCCAAGGUUUCUGAGUGAGUUCCCAUUCAUUCAAAAUCUCAACCUUUCCUAUAAUAUGUUUGAGGGUGAAGUUCCAUCUGAAGGAGUGUUUAGGAAUGUGAGUGCAUUUUCAAUUGUGGGAAACAACAGGCUUUGCGGAGGAAUUGAAGCACUGCAAUUGCCUGCAUGUCCUGUGGAAGUCUCAAAGAAAGAAAGGAAGCCCUCUGCUCGUAUACUGAUAAUUGUCAUAAUCAGUAUCACUCUCUCUAUUGCUUCCUUAAUAGCAUGUGUUCACGCUAUUUUUUAUCCUAUGAAAAGGUUGAGAAGAAUAAAAUCCUAUCCAAAUCCAUUGGGAAAUCAGCAUCCAACAGUCACUUAUGCAGAACUUCUACAAGCUACCAAUGGAUUCUCUUCAGCCAACUUGAUUGGUGAGGGGAGGUUCGGUUCUGUUUAUAAAGGAAUUCUCAAUCCUAGUGAACAUAUCAUUGCUGUGAAGGUACUCAACCUUCAAGAAUAUGGAGCCAACAAGAGUUUCUUGGCUGAAUGCCAAGCAUUGAAGAACAUUCGUCAUCGCAAUCUUGUAAAGAUUAUCACAUCUUGCUCAAGCAUAGAUUAUAAUGGAAAUCAUUUCAAGGCUUUGGUGUUUGAGUUCAUGCCAAAUGGGAGUUUGGAGAGCUGGCUACACCCAAAGCAAGAGAAUCCAAGUUCGUCUGUCGUGCUGAACUCAAAGAAACUGAACCUAAUCCAAAGGUUAAACAUUGCCAUCGAUGUGGGCUCUGCAUUGGAUUAUCUUCACCAUCAUUGUGGAACACCCAUCAUUCAUUGUGAUCUAAAGCCAAGCAAUGUCCUCCUUGACAACGAGCUCUGUGCCCAUGUGGGUGAUUUUGGUUUGGCAAGGUUUCUCACAACCACCAAAGAAAAAUCUGAUCAUACACAAUCUACUUCAUCAAUUGGUGUUGGAGGAACUAUUGGUUAUGUAGCACCUGAAUAUACUAUGAGUGCGGAGGUUUCAAGACGAGGUGAUAUGUACAGCUAUGGAAUCCUCUUGCUCGAAAUGUUUACUGGAAAAAGGCCCACAGAUGACAUGUUUACAGAAAAUUUUAACCUUCAUAACUAUGCUAAGAUGUCACUUGAGGGCAAAAUGAUGGACAUUUCCAAUUCCUUACUCACAUUGGAAAGGGAAGAUGUGUCUAAAAGCACUAACCAGCAGAACAUUGGUAGAAUGAAGGAGUGCUUGGUGUCUGUUCUUCGACUUGGAGUCGUGUGUUCUUCUGAAUUGCCGAGAGCGAGGAUGGAUGUCGGAGAUGUUCUCAUGGAACUCCACAUGAUUAAAAAUGUCCCAAUAGUCCAAUAUAUGGAAGGAUUGGCUAAUGCAUUUGAUCCAACUUACCUUAUCCUCUCUGCUCUCAGCUUCCUUCAUCUUUCAAUAAGAAUGGAGCACAAAAAUAUGAUUUCUUACAUCCUAUUUCAUAUGAUCCUCGUUUUGACGUGCUCGAAUGCCACAACUGGUGCUACUUUUGGCUUCACAAGUGAGACAGACAAGCAGGCCUUGCUAGCCAUCAAGGAUCAAAUUGUUGAGGACCCUUUCGAGGUCCUUAGCUCGUGGAAUGAUUCUGUUGACUUCUGUAACUGGCAAGGAGUUACUUGUAGUCGUCAGCAUCAGAGAGUGACGGUCCUAGACUUGUCGUCCCUACAAUUAGUCGGUUCUAUGUCUCCUCACAUAGGAAAUCUUACCUUCCUUGGGGAGAUCCAUCUCGAGAACAACAGCUUCCAUGGCACAAUCCCCCAAGAAAUUGGUCGUUUGUUUCGCCUACAACAUCUUUCGCUUUACAGCAACUCCUUCCAAGGUGAGUUCCCUAUCAAUUUGACUCAUUGCUCAGACAUCAGAGUCAUCAACAUUUCUUCAAACAAUCUUGUAGGAAAAAUUCCUAGCAAACUAGGAUCAUUGUCUAAUCUUUUAGUACUGCGGCUUUCUAGGAAUCAUUUCAGUGGCAGCAUACCACCUUCACUGGGCAAUCUCUCCUCUCUUCGCGUACUUUUUCUUAGCUUUAACAAUCUAGAGGGUAGCAUUCCUUUCGAACUUGGGAAGCUUUCCAACUUACAGUUUCUUCAGUUUGCUUCUAACAAUUUGUCCGGAAUGGUUCCUAGUUCGCUUUACAAUACUUCAACUUUGAAUCAAUUUGCAUUAGCUGGCAACCAGUUAAAUGGAAGUCUCCCUCCAGAACUGGGAAACACCCUUCCAAAAUUACAAACAUUUUUGUUUGGUGACAACCAAUUCUCUGGUCCUAUUCCACUAUCAUUGGCUAAUGCUUCAGCACUUGUUGAUUUUGAUAUUGCUGCUAAUUUUUUUAGUGGAACUUUACCAAAGAAUUUGGGUGGCCUUCAUGAUCUAGUAUGGCUAAGCUUGAAUGAUAACCAUCUUGGAACUAAAAAAGCCAAUGACUUGAGCUUCCUUGAUUCCUUAACUAAUUGUACAAAUCUAGAAGUGCUGACUUUAGGUGGGAAUCAUUUUGGGGGUGUACCGCCGGAUUCAAUCGCAAAUCUGUCCACCAAACUCACCUCACUGUGGUUGAAUCUGAACUACAUAUCUGGAAGUAUACCACAGGGAAUAGGGAACCUCAUCAACUUAGAAUUUCUAGCAUUGGAUGAGAAUAUGCUCACUGGUAGCAUUCCUGAUUCCAUUGGGAAAAUUUCCAAUAUGCAAGAACUGUACAUUUCCACUAAUAAUAUCUCAGGAAAAAUUCCACCAUCAAUUGGCAAUAUGUCUCAGUUGAGUAUUCUUGCAUUAGGUCAAAAUAUGCUAGAGGGAAGCAUCCCUGUUUCUUUGGGUAAUUGCACAAGGCUAGAAGCAUUGGAUCUUCAACAGAAUCACCUCACUGGUGCGAUACCCGAGCAAGUUAUUGGCCUUUCUUCCCUCACAAUUCUUCUCUCCUUAAAUCAAAAUCAUUUGACAGGAUCACUACCAACACAAGUGGGUAACUUGAAAAAUCUUGGACAAUUGUAUAUUUCGGAAAACCAACUUUCUGGAGAAAUCCCAAGCUCUCUUGGUGAUUGUGUGUUGUUAGAAACCCUUUCUAUGCAUCAUAACCUUUUUGAAGGAACUAUUCCAUCAUCUUUCAUGCAAUUAAAGGGUAUCCAAGUCCUUGACCUUUCUCACAAUCAUUUGUCUGGGCAGAUUCCAAGGUUUCUAAGCAGCUUAUCAGUAAUUCAGAAUCUCAACCUUUCCUAUAAUAUGUUCGAGGGUGAAGUUCCGAAUGAAGGGGUUUUUAGGAAUGUGAGCGCACUUUCAGUGGUCGGAAAUAACAAGAUUUGUGGAGGAAUCAAGGCAUUGCAAUUGCCUGCAUGUCCCAUGGAAGUCCAAGAAAAAGAAAGAAAGUACUCUGCUAAGAAAAUGAUAAUUCUUGUGACCACUAUCACCCUUUCCAUUAUUUUGUUAAUUGCAUCUGUUUGUGCUAUUCUUUAUCUUAUCAGAAAAAGGUCAAAAGGAAAACCCUCUUCAGAUUAUGAAUUGGGAAAUCAGUAUCCAAUCCUCUCCUAUGCAGAACUUCUUCAAGCUACUGAUGGAUUCUAUUCGACAAACCUGAUUGGUAAAGGGCGAUAUGGUUCUGUUUAUAAAGGAAUUCUCAAUGAUGGUGAGCAAGUAGUAGCUGUGAAGGUACUCAACCUUCAAGAACAUGGAGCCAACAAGAGUUUCUUAGCUGAAUGUGAAGCAUUGAGGAACAUUCGCCACCGCAAUCUUCUCAAGAUCAUCACAUCUUGCUCAAGCAUAGACUUUAAAGGAAAUGAUUUCAAGGCUUUGGUCUUUGAUUUCAUGCCGAAUGGAAGUUUAGACAAUUGGUUACAUCCGACUUCAUGUGAACAGGAGAACAAGUACUUGGAUCUAGUUCAAAGGCUGAACAUUGCCAUUGAUGUGGCCUCUGCAUUGGAUUAUCUUCAUCAUCAUUGCGAAACAACAAUCAUUCACUGUGAUCUAAAGCCAAGUAAUAUUCUUCUUGAUGAUCAGCUCUGUGCCCAUGUAGGUGAUUUUGGUGUGUCAAAGUUUCUUUUGGCUACCAAAGAUGAGUCAGAUCAUGCACAAUCUAGUUCUUCCAUUGCGAUUAGAGGAACAAUUGGUUAUGUUGCACCAGAAUAUGGUAUGGGUGCGGAGGUUUCAACAGAAGGCGAUGUGUACAGCUAUGGAAUUCUCUUACUGGAGUUGUUCACAGGAAAAAGGCCCACCGACAUGUUGACACACAAUUUUAGCCUUCAUGACUUCGUAAAGAUGGCACUUCCAGAUAGAGUGAUGGAGAUUGCUGACUCCCUACUCACAUUGGAAGAGGAAGAUGCAAGUGAAAAGACCAGCCAGAAAAAAAUGGUGAGAAUGAGGGAGUGCUUGGUGUCAAUCCUUCGGAAAGGAGUCAUCUGUUCUUCUGAAUUGCCAAGAGAAAGGAUGGAUACUGGGGAUGUUCUCAUGGAACUCCACAAUAUUAGAAAUGCAUUUCUUGGGAAUGAUUGGAAGGAAGAGAGUGUAUGUGUGUGA